CCAUCGACAAUUGAGUUGCGUUUGCAUCUCUUCUUCCUGAGUGUCUGCAGUGGUCAGUGUGUAGCUUUCUGAGUGGCAUUCUCAUCGAUCAAACUCGCUUCAUUCUUCACAUCACACUUGAAAACCUCAACAAAGAUGUUCAAAAAAUUUUCGUUUGAGGAUGUGUCUGCUCAGAAUCAAGUGAAGGCCUCUGUUCAACGAAAAAUUCGACAAAGUAUCGCAGAGGAGUAUCCUGGUUUGGAACCAGUAUUGGAUGAUAUACUUCCUAAGAAGUCCCCUCUUAUAGUUGCUAAAUGUCAGAACCAUCUGAAUCUGGUGCUAGUGAACAAUGUGCCUUUGUUUUUCAGUGUCCGGGAUGGACCAUACAUGCCCACAUUGCGACUUCUCCAUCAAUAUCCAAAUAUAAUGAAGAAACUACAAGUUGACCGUGGUGCAAUAAGAUUUGUGUUGUCGGGUGCAAACAUAAUGUGCCCUGGCCUUACGUCUCCUGGUGGUGCUUUGGAUGAGGAAGUGGAGGCUGAAAGUCCUGUGGCUGUCAUGGCUGAAGGGAAACAGCAUGCUCUUGCUAUUGGCUUUACAAAAAUGUCAGCAAAAGACAUAAAAGCAAUCAACAAGGGAAUUGGGGUUGACAACCUGCAUUAUCUCAAUGAUGGUCUUUGGAAGAUGGAGCGACUCGAUUGAAGAUGCUGUAAGAGUUGUAUACCACCAACGAUGGACGAGCUCUCAUUUUCUGGGUCUAUGAUCUGAUUUUAGAGUCCAUCAUAAAUGUGCUUGGCCACUAAUCUAUUAUACCGGUGUAAACAGUAAAAAAAAAAAAAGAAAAGAAAAGAAUUUUGUUACACAGUACUCCUUUUACGUAGAUUUCAGGUAUGGAAUCCACACUGUUUCUGCGUGUUGAAAGUGCAAAAGUUUUGUACAUUUGCUUAAGAGUAAUGAAAGGAGAUUUUGAAUCAUUGGAA
This is a messenger RNA of Arachis duranensis, 959 nucleotides long. RefSeq lists its product as uncharacterized. The record is from RefSeq and is a predicted model, not a curated record. Lineage: Eukaryota; Viridiplantae; Streptophyta; Magnoliopsida; Fabales; Fabaceae. Gene Ontology annotation, molecular function: RNA binding. The transcript has 8 exons. Gene Ontology annotation, biological process: formation of translation preinitiation complex. The coding region runs from base 136 to 681 and encodes 181 amino acids.